This is a messenger RNA of Gossypium raimondii (Peruvian cotton), 2002 nucleotides long. RefSeq names its product terpene synthase 10. Gene Ontology annotation, molecular function: magnesium ion binding; terpene synthase activity. NCBI's taxonomy places the organism in Eukaryota, Viridiplantae, Streptophyta, Magnoliopsida, Malvales, Malvaceae. The transcript is spliced from 7 exons. The record is from RefSeq and is a predicted model, not a curated record. Bases 34 to 1827 code for a protein of 597 amino acids. Gene Ontology annotation, biological process: diterpenoid biosynthetic process.
UUCACAUCAAGUGAUAACCAUCAAUCUGAGUAGAUGGCUUCUUGCAUGUUUAAUUCAUUCUCAAUUUGCAGUUUUCCUGUACAAUCAAAAUGGAAACACUUCUCAUAUCAUGGGUCAAGCUUCCGUAGGUUAAAUGUUUCUUUUGCCUCACGAUGUGAAGCUACAAACAAAAUUUCUGUUGAAGACAAUAUCGUAAUUAGACGAUCGGCUGAUUACCAUCCUCCUAUUUGGGAGUAUGAUUAUGUUCAGUCACUUAGAAACGACUUUGUUCAGGAUGAAUCAUACAAGGAACGAUCAAGCAAACUAAAGGAAGAUGUGAGGAUGAUGUUUGAAAAUGUGGUGGAUCCUUUGGAGAAACUUGAGCUUAUUGAUACAAUACAAAGACUUGGGUUAUCCUAUCACUUUGGAGAUGGAAUAAAGAAAACUUUGAAGAAUAUAAGUAUUGAUCGUAGCAGUACUGUUGCAUCGAACAAAGACAAUUUAUAUGCUACAGCCCUUGAAUUUAGAUUGCUAAGACAACACGGGUAUAAAGUGAAUCAAGAUGUUUUCGCUUGUUUCAUGGAUGAAGUUGGAGACAUUAAAGCAAGCCAUAAUCAAGAUUGCAAGGGACUACUCAACUUGUAUGAGGCUUCAUACCACUUAUUAGAAGGUGAAACAAUGCUGGAGAAUGCAAGAAAGUUAGCAGCUAAACUUCUCAAACAAUGUCUGAAGGAGAACAAUGACCAUCAAUAUCUUUGGAUGCUUGUGGAACAUGCCUUGGUGCUUCCUUUACAUUGGAGGAUGCCAAGGUUGGAAGCCAGAUGGUUCAUAGAUGUGUAUGAGAAAAAAAAGGACAAAAAUCCCAUUAUUUUAGAGCUUGCUAUAUUGGAUUACAACAUAGUGCAAUCUAUGCACCAGGAUGAUCUUAGAUAUGCUUCAACGUGGUGGAAAGAACUUGGCCUUGGCAAGACCUUGAGCUUUGCUAGAGAUAGGCUAAUGGAAAACUUCUUAUGGAGUGUGGGAAUGAUAAAUACUCCUCAAGAUGGAAAAGGUAGAAGAAUUCAGACAAAGGUCAAUGCGCUAAUAACAGUUAUAGAUGAUGUUUAUGACGUUUAUGGAACCUUAGAUGAGUUGGAACUCUUCACAGAUGUUGUUGAGAGAUGGGAUAUAAAUGAAAUACAAAAGCUUCCAAACUAUAUGAAAAUAUGUUACCAUGCGCUUUACAAUUCCGUAAAUGAAAUGGCUUUCGACACUCUUAAGGAACAAGGGAUAGAUGUCCUUCCCUUCCUCAAGAAAGUGUGGACGAAUCUUUGUAAAUCAUAUUUGUUGGAGGCAAAAUGGUAUUACAUUGGAUAUACGCCAACUCUGCGAGAGUACAUUGAUAAUGCUUGGAUUUCAAUAUCGGGUUCUGUAAUGCUUGGUCAUUCCUAUUUGGCAACUGAUCUUAUAACAGAAGAGGGAUUGCACCACAUCCAGCAAUAUUACCCCGAUAUGAUUUAUUGGUCGUCCAUAGUUGUACGAUUAGCAGAUGAUUUAGGGACAUCGUCGUAUGAGCUUCAAAGAGGUGAUGUUCCUAAAUCAAUUCAAUGUUACAUGAACGAAAGUGGAGCAUCUGAAGAAGAAGCUCGUGACCACAUAAGAAAAUUAAUUGAUGCAACAUGGAAGAAGAUGAAUGAAGACCAAAUGGCUAAAUCUCCUUUCUCUCGUACGUUUAUUGAGGUUGCUAUGAACCUUGCAAGAAUAUCUUUAUUGAUGUACCAAAAUGGCGAUGGUCAUGCUAUUGAAGAUAAAGAAACCAAAGAUAGAGUGUUAUCAUUAUUCGUUAACCCAAUUGCUUUGCCUAAAUAAUUAAGAACAUUGGAAUUAUUUUUCAAACUGGGCGAAUAAAAUGUUAGUUUUUGGUAUAGUGUGCCAAAUCAUUUUAUGAUAUUUUAAUAUGGUGUACAAUAAACUUAUGGUAGUGUAAGGACUACCCUACUACAUGUUUCCUUUUGCUUUAAAUGGUUUCUGCUUCUCCCCUCUA